UAGGCUAUAAAAUGCGGAUAUUGCCUAAAAUUAUAAAUAUUUAAUAAAAUUAUUGGUAAAUUGUUACGAUUUUCUCCUAGAUCUAGAUAUAAAUACAACGAUUUAUUCGUUUCGACACAAUGCAAAUGAUAACUGAAAAUAAUUUUUAGAUACAAUCAACUAACCAUGAACUAUAUAGGAAGUAUCUCAAUACUAGACCGGGGCGAUGCUCCAGCACAGGCUGUCAUUGAUCGCAAUGCUCGGUCCCUGGCACAAAGAAUUGCAGAUGAAACUAAAGAUGAAUUGAAUAAAGUCAUGACCAGAGUUCAUGCAAUUUAUAGUGCUAUGGAUACGGUGGAUGAUUUCUACUUUGGACACUCGAUGGAAUUUGUUAAUGAUUUGGCUGAAUUAGAGACAAUAUUGAAAGAUGAAAUUAAGAAAAGACAGUAUCAACAGCAGGUGACUGUCUUCAUUGUUGGUUACUCUGAUAUCUGCCACCAAAAAUUUAGGUUACUUCAACAAGUUAAUGAGUUUUUCAAAGAGAACUCCAAAAACAUAGAUGAAGAAGAUUGGUUCCCUACUACGCCAGACAUGGACCAUGAUGAGGUUUCCAGUAAAGUUGAGGAUUCACUGAGCUAUGCCCAGAGUUUGACCAAACGACUUGCUGAGCUAAACAAAGAUAUGAUCACAUACAUGACCACAAUGGCAGAGAAAAAAGCCAGCCACAAACGACAUCCAUUAGAACCAAAGGGAAGAAAGAAAAUAGAGAAAGCUCUGCAACAGGCAAAGGAUGAUGUGUCAGGGUUAAAUGAAAAACUACUUGUCUUACAGAAAGAGCUGGAUGACAGAGAGGACAAAGUCCAUAUUAUGAUGAAGCAAAUGGAUUCCAAAAGCUUGGAGCUGCAAAAAUUUAGAACUGCUGCAGAGUUGGCUAAGCAAAAGCUAACGCAACUCCAAAAAGAUUUUGACGAACAAGUGAAAAAGAAUGAAGAAAUAAAAACAGACAUGACCAAGUAUCUGGACAGACAAAUCAGUGCUCUUCAAGCAACUCACAGACAGGAGAUGCAAGACUUCAAGCAGCUAGUGGAGGCCGAGGCUAAGAAACUACAGACUGCAAGCUCUACCCUGUCCGCAUCCGAUGUCUCAAAAUCUGCUAGUGGCCAGCGCUCACCAGACCCUAGUGCUAAGCAAGAAAGUAAUCCCGAAAUCAAAGAGACAAAACUUGCCAACAAAACUUCAGAAAAAAAAUCUGGCAAGCCUGUUGGGAAAUCUCCAACUCGAAACAAAGGAGAGAGCAAGCACAGUACGAAAGCUGAUAAAGAGGUUUCUGACAUCGCAGUUCAGAAUGUGGAAGGUAACCCAGACACAGCUACAGUUGAGUCCCAAACGAAAAAACUCCAAGCCCAGCCUCAGCAGACGAAUACAGAUAAUGAAAAGCUGGACCUGUUUAACGAAACCUUAUGGAAGUCCUUGCCAGCUGAUCAGGUCAACAACAAGUUCACCCAGUACAGAAAGUUGGCAACUGAGAAAAUCAAAGACCUUGAAGACCAGCUUGAGUUGACCUUGGCGAAGACCAAGAGGAAAGUGACGACACUGAAAGCUCAAUUCCAUGAACACAAAAGUAAAUGGGAAGCAGAGAGAAAACUACUCAUAGAACAAAUGGACCAAUCAAUGAAGCUUCAGACUGAUGCAGAGAAAGAAGCAGACGCAGCCAUGAAUCAGUUGGAAGAAUACAUUACAGAACAAGAGAAACUGGAGGAAGCAGAAGAAAACCAAGUCCACCAGAUUGCUGGCUUACUGUCUCCCAAAGACAACGUUUCUUCAGCUGGGCAUAGCCCAGUUCCUUCUCAUCCUGUACAGCAGCAGACAACAAGCCCUGAGCCAGAACAGGAGCUGUUGAGACUUAUGCAGCAAACAGAUGAUGCUAAAGUUCAAGAAAUGAAUGCCAGGCUUGGAACUUGCGUCUCGGCUCCCCCUGCUGUAGACACAGAGCCUAUCAAAAUACUGAGGAGAGAGCAAAGUAAGAAGCAGGACUCUAGGGCCAGUUUAAUAAGACAAGAUACCGGCUCAAACCAGUUUCACACGAUACCAAUUUUAGAUGUACAGGACACAGGCUCCGAUAUUGCAUCUGCUGAUGAUUCUGGGAAGGCUUUUGAUUCAGUAGGAAGUGGUGGUCAACUUUUGGAACCACCUAGUGUUGACUUUCAGGAGAGUUACCCCACUCAAGGGGAAAAACUCAUCUCAGACCAUGAGAGAACUAGCCCUGAGAGAAACAGCUAUGUCAGAGAUGCUCUGGACAGGGAGUCAGCUCUAGGUGAGGUGGAAAUAAGGACUGCCUCCCAGAGUUCAGAGCUGAUAUUGCAUAGACAGAAUACAAGAACCUCGUCUCUGGGAAAAUCUCGGCAUGUGCUGGGACAGUCGACCACAUCCGUGGAAGGAGUGAAGGUAGAAGGCACAACAGAAGAAGAAAUCAGAGCGUCCUCAGCACAGAGUAGAGCUUCAUUAAGACAACAGUUCAAGACCAAGCUAGGUGAAGCUAAGCAAGCAGCAGAGGACAGAAGAUCCAAGUCUCCUGCUAUACAAUUACCAACUCAGUUGACAAUAGAUGAUGAGCUAAUUCUAGAAGAUGAUGAUGAAUUGGAUGAGGGCUUGCUGAAUGAAAUAGGCACCUCACCACCAACUGGCAUCAAGAGCUCUCCAGGACUGUCAAUCGUGUCAACCAGUGAUUCAAAGAGCCCAGGUGUCGUAGACCCAUCUACCAUCAAGAGGAGUCCUAACCAAGCCUUCAUUCAGAAGAUAAUCAGGAAAGGGACAUCACUUUUGGAACAUCCUUUGUUAAAAGAGUUUCUGAAAGUUUUUAAUGGAUUAAUGGAGUUCAAAGAUGGUGUUGGCAAACUCUUGCUGGAUAAAGAUAUGAUGUCUGCACAUCAAAUUAUUGCUGACCUUGAACUAGUAACAUUUGACCAGAACAAGAAAGUCAUGCCACAAGUCGCAGAACUGGCUGAGAAUAUCUUAUAUGUCUUAGAUGAAAUUCUGUCCCUAAUGAACAGUGUGCUGCUCGUGGAAAGGGAACCGCCUGUUUCUGCCUUAAAUAUGUCAAGGGAGCAAACUAUCAAGUCUGUGCCACCUCCCAUGGAGACGCAGUUCAAUUCUCCUACUUUAGAAAUGAUGAAAGAAGGUGUAGAAGCCAUCAGGGAGUCCAGCACUGUGGAGAAUGAAAAACUUAGAGAGCUACAGGAACAGUACCAACAGCUUAAAGAAGAUAUGGAACAGGAAAGAAAGAUUCACCAAGACCAAAUACAGAAAAAUACGGUGGUGAUGAUGGAGUUACAAGAGACGAUCAAUGACCUCCAGAGAGAGUUGUCCUCCCUUGGCAAAGCUCCGCUAAGGACAAAGUCAGACCUAUCCAGUGGCAGAGGCACUGCAGUUAUUCAUAAGUCUCCGUCACCAGAGUCUUCAGUUCUCUUCACAAGACUAGACUCUGAGAGAAAUGCUAAGAUCAUGAGGAAAGCUGUGAUAGAGGACAAACUGAACCCAGAGAGAUACAAGGAGGCUAUUGCCAAGAUGGACAAAUAUGUCAGUCUUCCAGCUCAACGUUUGGCUCACCUUGUGAAAAAAUAUGUCCACCAUUGCAGAAUGAAGAAAAUUGAAGAAAAUGUCAAGAAUGGUGGAGAAUUAGAUGAUGAGGUAUACGAAGUUUUGAAUAAAAUGGAAAAUCUUCAAAACCAAAGAGCCAAAAAGUGGGCUCAGAAAAUGGAUGAAAUGGGCUCUGAGCGCAUCAGUCUGGCCAAUAUGUUGAUGGAGACUCUGGAUACCAUAGAACAGGAAUCUGGUAUCUUCCUCAUCAAACCAAUGUAUUCUUACAGGGGAAGGGAAACUAAACCAAUUUACACCAGCAAACUUAACAGACCAUCAAAAAUACGCAGAAGCCUGACUCCUUCUAAAGAUCCUGGCACCGGGUCUAUUCCAGCACCAACGCCAGCCUCUCAGUACCGACUGGUUCGACCAGACAGGCUGUACACCCAACAAGUUGUGAAUCGCCAUUCUAUGAAUGAACUCAAGUUUUACAAAGGAAGUGAAUCUCCUGAGAAUGGGGAAGUUCAAAUCACAGGGAAUGGUCUAGUUGUCAGCCAAGCUGCUCCUAACACAAUGUGGAAUAUGCAAGCAUCCCAUUCCUGGAAUCUUAAAGAGGGCCCAGUCAAUUUUUUAAACUGUCCAAGGAUUCUGGAGAUGGAUAUCAACCGGAUGCUGAUUGGCCAGAACAAUAUCAGUUCCAAGGUGCCUUUCCCUCAAUCUGAAGAUCGUCUUGUCAAUGCCAGCCAGAACACAUUGAGGUCAUAUGUGACAGUGAACAGACCAACAGCACCUAUUGGUGGGGAGUGGGUGGAGAAGAGACCAUCCUCAGGCAGUGCCAGCUCCCAGUCCAGCCAGAAAAAGGUGACAGUGUCUGAUAUAGACCGAGAGAUUCCUGCCAAACUUCCAGUCCCCCAGCCCCUACCUCCCAUCAGUCCAGUGCCUGGUCAGUUUGACCACCAAUAUAGACCUGUACAGGAAAGUGAUGAUGAUGAGCCUCCUGAAAGUCCGCCAGGUUCUUCCUUGUACCAGUCUACCAAUGGGCGCAACACCAGACACUCUGCUUCUAGGCUUGACCAGUACAUGUCCAUUCACAGUGACACUGAAGAUGAGCGUUGACCUAGACCCUCAAAUCUUUUGGCAGAUUUUAACAUGUCUGUUUGAAUAAAUUAUAACAUUGACUGUGAUAUAUACUACAAUUACGACAAGGUGGAGGUUGGCUAUGUCAAGUAAAGUUGAUCAGACUCUACCCUUAUUGUUUGAUAUUUAGUCUGUAUUGAGAAUGGACUAGACAAAUAUUUACACUAAACUAAAACAUUCAAGUCUUUAUGUAUGUUAAAGAUUAAAAUUUCUCUGAUUUUAUUA
Biomphalaria glabrata is the source of this 4917-nucleotide messenger RNA. RefSeq lists its product as uncharacterized. The transcript has 41 exons. NCBI's taxonomy places the organism in Eukaryota, Metazoa, Mollusca, Gastropoda, Planorbidae. The coding region runs from base 166 to 4671 and encodes 1501 amino acids. The record is from RefSeq and is a predicted model, not a curated record.